Messenger RNA from Fundulus heteroclitus (mummichog), 2221 nucleotides. It is a transcript of the gene nup54, whose product is annotated as nucleoporin 54. The transcript has 15 exons. Gene Ontology annotation, molecular function: structural constituent of nuclear pore. NCBI's taxonomy places the organism in Eukaryota, Metazoa, Chordata, Actinopteri, Cyprinodontiformes, Fundulidae. The record is from RefSeq and is a predicted model, not a curated record. The coding region runs from base 68 to 1933 and encodes 621 amino acids. Gene Ontology annotation, biological process: NLS-bearing protein import into nucleus; nuclear pore organization; protein localization to nuclear inner membrane. Gene Ontology annotation, cellular component: nuclear pore; nuclear pore central transport channel.
CCACUUUGCAGAGUAGUCACCGACUGAAAAAAGUCGAAGAAGAGCACUUCCGGUGACAGUCGUCAACAUGGCGUUCAGUUUUGGCGGUGCCGGGACUAACACAGCCGCAGGAACAUCCGGGUUUUCAUUUGGUCAAUUUGGUGCCAAAACCACCGCUUCGACGACGUUUGGGUUUAACCCCACAGCGACCGCCACCACCGCCUCUUCAGGGUUUGGCACUCUGACAGCUCCUGCUUUUGGUGCGGCCACAACCACAGCUGCACCGGCCACAGGAUUUAGUUUUGGCGCCUCCAACACUGGAUUUGGGGGGCUUGGAGCUGGAGGCACCACAGCUGGUGGGUUUAGUUUUGGGGGGUUUGGUGUAAAUGCAAACCCAGCAGCAAUCAGCUUCAGUGUAGGUGGCUUUGGUACAGCAACCACAACUGGCUCUGUUUUCAAUUUUGGUAAUAGCCUGGCUAGCACAGGUGCGUUCGGUGGCUUCGGGACAACUACAACCGCUGCUGCACCAGGAUCCACUUUCAACUUUGCGUCGUCAAACACAACAGGAGGCCUGUUUGGUAACACGCAGAACAAAGCGUUUGGGUUCUCAUCCGGGCUUGGAGCUGGUACCACUACUGGAGCAACAGGCUUUGGAACUGGAUUAGGAACAACCAGCCUUGGUGGGUUUGGAUGUUUUAAUAUCCAGCCCACACAGCAACAACAAGGAGGCCUGUUUGGCCAGCUGACACAGCAGCAGGGUCAGGCUCAGCCCACCCAGCUUUACCAGCAGGUCACCGCUCUGUCAGCCCCCACCCUGUUAGGAGAUGAACGGGACUCCAUACUUGCUAAGUGGAACCAGUUGCAGGCCUACUGGGGAACGGGGAAGGGCUACUAUGCUAACAACAACCCAUCAGUGGAGUUCACUCAGGAGAACCCUUUCUGCAGGUUCAAGGCUGUGGGCUAUAGCUGUGUCCCAGUAAGCAAGGAUGAAGAUGGUUUAGUGGUGUUGAUUCUGAAUAAAAAGGAACCUGACGUACGUGCUCAGCAGCAGCAGCUCGUUGAGUCGCUGCACAAGGUUCUGGGAAGCAACCAAACUCUGACCGUCAACGUAGAGGGUGUUAAAGCUCUGCCCAAUGAUCAGACAGAGGUGAUCGUUUAUGUCGUGGAACGUUCCCCCAAUGGCACCUCCAAGAGGAUCCCUGCUUCCACCCUCUUCGGCUUUCUGGAGCAGGCUAACAUUAAGGCUCAGCUCGCCCAGAUCGGAGUGGUCAUGUCGGUCACACGCACAGAGCUGUCCCCGGCACAGCUGAAGCAGCUGCUGCAAAACGCUCCAGCAGGAGUGGAUCCCAUCAUUUGGGAACAAGCCAAAGUGGACAACCCUGACCCAGAGAAGUUAAUCCCAGUACCCAUGGUUGGUUUUAAGGAGCUGCUCCGCAGAUUGCAGAUCCAGGAGCAGAUGACCAAACAGCACCAGACCAGGGUGGAUAUAAUCUCCAAUGAUGUCAGUGAGCUGCAGAAAAACCAGGCAACGACUGUAGCCAAGAUCGCUCAAUACAAGAGGAAACUGAUGGAUCUCUCUCACAGGGUCCUGCAGGUCCUGAUAAAGCAGGAGAUUCAGAGAAAAAGCGGCUACGCUAUCCAAGUGGACGAGGAGCAUCUCAGGGUGCAGCUGGACACCAUUCAGUCAGAACUCAAUGCACCCACACAGUUCAAGGGUCGAUUGAAUGAACUGAUGUCCCAAAUUCGAAUGCAGAACCACUUUGGAGCAGUGAGAUCAGAAGAGCGCUACAACGUCGAUGCAGACCUCCUCAGAGAAAUCAAACAACACUUAAAGCAACAACAAGAAGGUUUAAGUCACCUGAUCAGCGUCAUCAAAGAUGAUCUGGAAGACAUCAAACUCAUUGAACAUGGACUAAACGAUGGCGGCCACAUGAGGGGGGGCAUCUUGAGCUGAGGACACAUCCCUCCAACCUCAACAUGUGUUCAGACCUAUCGGCCUGAAAAGGAUCAAAUUUCACCUGAGAGGGAUAAACGAAUGUCUUAUUUUUUGAAGGUUUGGAUGAGUGGUUAUUCUCUACUGUCUGGACUGAGUUAGACAGCUUAAAGUAGACUCAACACGGUCUAAUCAAAGCUGGCUGCCCUCAUGUUAAAUCAGAUUAUUGAUAUGGGGCUAUAAAUGUGCCUGGAAAGUAAACAAGCUGCAGGAGUGUGUGCCACGAUAAAAAAAAAAAAAAAAAAAAAA